Molecule: messenger RNA, 3627 nt
Organism: Kalmanozyma brasiliensis GHG001
Lineage: Eukaryota; Fungi; Basidiomycota; Ustilaginomycetes; Ustilaginales
Product: SANT/Myb domain protein
Exons: 1
Coding region: 1-3627 (1208 amino acids)
Molecular function (GO): double-stranded telomeric DNA binding
Source: RefSeq, a predicted model, not a curated record
AUGCAGUCGCAAUCCCAGGAGGCUCGGCAGCAGCUCCGACAAAGCCUCUCUCAGAGCGGCUCUCCCCACGAUCACCCCAAUCCAUCGCCCGGCGCCGCACCAGGGUUACAGCAAGAUGCAGCAUCCCACUUCCUGCAAACAGCCCAACAGCACCUCUUCAUGGGCAGUCACUCGCCCUUAUCAGCUUCGGCGUCCGCCGACCAGACAGGCUCAGGCUACCAGUCAAGCAGCGCACAGUCAGCUUCGGAGGAUCCCAUCUUGGACUCUGGCACAGCUUCGUCGUCCGUAGCCGGAUCGCGCCGACCCUCUUCGCUGGGGCGAAAGGCAUCGGAAGGGAGCCGCGGUCAAAAGCACAGGUGGUCUGCCGAGGAAACGCAGGCGCUCGUUGAUGGCUGCAAUAAGCAUGGCGUGGGGAACUGGAAAAAGAUUCUCUCGGAUCCAGAGCUGUCCGGACUCUUCUCCGACAGAACGGCAGGUGACCUCAAGGACCGCUUCCGAACCUACUUUCCCGACGCUUAUCACGAAAUGUAUCCCAACGCAAAGACGCAUCUCAGCAAGGCGGUCAGAGGAAGGGACUCGGAUGGAAAGAGCAUCUUCGAAAAGGGCAAGACCAAAGAGAGGCGGCCCUUCACAGCUGAAGAGGACGCGGCUCUUCGCGCAGGCUAUCAGCACUAUGGAUCCCAUUGGGCAUUGAUAGCAAAGGAUCCCAUCUUCAACGGCCAAAGACGCGCCAUCGAUCUGCGCGAUCGUUUUCGAAACGCUUUCCCCGAAGACUACGAGCGAGCUGGCUUCAAGCCGCGCCCUUCCAAAGCCAGAAAGGAUCGUGGUCCCAGCGCGUCCAAGCCAGGUCAAGGACAUGCUGCUCGAUCCGGUCCGUUUUCUGAUCACAGUCACUCCGAGGGCGGCAACGCUUGGCGCAGCACAGAGUACCCUUUGAGUGACACCACAAGCGACGGCCAUCUAACCGAUCACGGCAACCUUACCGACUACAGCUACUUCACCGACCAGGGCAAUCUCACCGAUGGUGGCGCAGAUGCUGUCUUUUCCGGGCCUUCCAGCGGCACGAGCAGCGCGCUUGGGCGAUCCAACUCGAUGGGCCACGGCGUCGGGCUCCAGAUUUCAUCACAGGCAGCCAUGGGCGAAACGAUGAGUUUCGGUCAAGCUCUGUCAUUACAGCAGCAGCAGCAGCAGCAGCAGCAGCAACAAGCGUUCAUGCAGGCCAGACCCCCUUUCAUGUCGUCCAACACGGCGCCUCUGCCCGGUGCAAACCUGCCACUCCGUGUGACCGACAUGGUCACUGGGCAGUCCAUCAACAGUCUCUUCGAGCAGCUUGAGCAGGCAAGCUUGGAAGGCACAGGUACCAGCUCCGAAACGAGCAGCGUUCACGGACGAGCCACUCCGCCCAGCGCGAGCGAAGGCGACGUGGCACAGCAGCAGCGGGUCCAGCAGAUGCAUCAGCAGACAUUGUCGUCCAGCCAUACCAAGGCUGUCUCGGCGGACGACGCACGCAGGCAGGCGGGCAAGCAAGCAAGUCACGACGGCGUCAGUCACAAGAGGAGGAGUCACGCUUCUCGCACCGGCAAGAACUCAGCACUCGAGCGACUGCCUUCGGUUCAUGGUCACCUCCAUCACAUGCACGGCCACGCACACGGACACAGCUCGUCCCACUCGAACCCACACUCAAGACCUCUGUCGCAGUCUUCGAGUCAGCACCACUCGCCGGCAGGAGGCGCUGUGCCCCUCCAGUCAGAUCCCCGAUUGUCCCCUCUGGGCCACGCAGACUACGUAGCUCAACCCGAUGUUCUGGCUUGGCUCAAUCCCGCAGGUCAGAACAUGCUGCCUCAGAGCGCCUCCAUGGACAUGGACGGACCUUCCGGGCAGGUGCCGUCGUCAUGGUCAGCAUACAGCUCGAGCGCAAGUGAUGUAUCUGGCGCUAGCCUCGGUAGCGUCGAUUCUCGAGGCUUCUCAGCACAUCAGCAGCCGAUCUUUGGAACGGGCAUCAACUUCGCGAACCAGGCUGGCUUCACUUCACCGCCGCAUCCUGGUUCGAUCGCCAUGCUGGGACAAGGCGUUGGCAGUGCCUCCGGUUCGUCGGCCUCUUCAGCCACAGGAUCUCGCAGGUCGUCCGAGACGUCCAGCUCCUUCGUCCAGCAGCAACAGAUGGCACAGACGAAUGCAAAGUCGAUGCCCGACAGACAAGCAACCUUGCGCGGCAACUACGUCAACGACCCAAUGCAAAGCUUCGUCGAUUCCUUCUCGGCUCAUCCUGCUGACGCCUCGCAGUGGAACGUCGACUGGGAUCUCGGCAGCUUCUCGGACUCCGGUCUUCAGACGCAGGAUGUCAACGAGCUGCUCGCAUCGCUGCCUUUGCCGCAUCACCCUUGGGCAGGCGACCUACAGCACGGAGUGACAGCGGCCGACACUCGAGAACAAACUCAACAAAGCACCAAUUUUGGCGACGUGAAUGCGGCACAGAUGUCAUCAGAGCAGCGCAACCAGUUGAACAACACCGAGAACGCCUCUGGUCCCAGUGCCAUCGGUCAAGGCAAAGCGGCAGAGGACGCCCUGCUCCGUCAGAUGAACGCCCUUGGCGCCCUGCCACAGCAACAGCAGCAGCAGCAGGCCGGUCAGCAGCCGUCCAGCGGCAAUGCAGCUGGAUCGUCGUCCAACAACGACGGUGGUGUCUCUUUUGCCACUGUCACAUAUGGUGAUCCGCUGCUCCGCGAAGAACGAGAAGGCUCACCCGACUCGCUUGAACUCCAACGCGAACAGACCUUCACCGCGAAGGAUGUCGGCAAGCGCUUCUCACGUGACAGGCAGGACGAUGACAAGGAUCUAGCCGAGUCGGACGACGACCAGCGUCGCCGUUCCACUGACACACUGCGUCGUGUGGAAGGUGCGCUUGAGCAAGCGCUCGAGUCCGUCGAGGAUACUCGUGCUUUGGCCUUCGCACAGCAAUUCCAGCGCGACGUUGACUCGGACGAAGAUUCGGACGAUGAGGAGGAAGCGGACGAGGACGGAUACGAGGAGGACGAAGAGGACGACAAUGAGCCGGACUACGAGCAGGAUGGCGCUGAGUACAACUUCCAACAGGUCUUGGAUGACAUGCAGGCAUCGGAUCCUCAGCUCAGUGGCCAAGGCGCGUUCUCGAGCGACUUCUUCGAUGGGCCCUUCGACGAUGGCAUGGGCGCAACACCGGGUGCGCUCGGUCCGUCCGCUCUGGCCGGCGGCGAUCUGUCCCUAUACCCGAACUUGGACAGAUCCAUGGCCGGAAGCGCCCAGAACGCGGCUCAGAUGACAUCUUCAUCGGCAGGAUUCUCGCACAGUGCGCCACUCGAUGGCAUGCAGGGAACAGGGGAUGCGGCAGCCGCCGCCGGACUGAUGAACCAGAUGUGGAAUGCUGGCGUGCCCCUUGGGCUGCAUCAGCAAAGCCAAACCGCAAGCGGCGCCGGCAGCAUGGCUUACGCCGGCAACGCCAACAUGUUCGCCAACGUCCAGUCAACAGGAUGGGGAUCGAGCCCCGGCGGCCAUUCCAGUCCGAUCAACGGCUUGAACGCUGGCCUGGGCGAUGGCAGCAUCCGAGGCAGCCCUGGCCAAGGCAAUGCAUCUUUCAAUCAGCAGCAGUAA